AGUGGUAACGCAACUCAGUAUCAGUUUGUCUCUGGUGGAUUGACCAGUGUACAAUUCAGCGAUGAAUAUUUUUUCGGCAAAGUUUAUAGCUUAUACUGUGUUGAUAAUUUCAACAUACCAUAUCCAGUUUGCAGAAUCAGUUGAUUGUUUUAAAAAAACAUAUCAUGACGAAGGCCGGUUGAAAAAGUUUCUUCUUUGCGGUUCAUACGAUGCGAAUCAACGCCCCGUCAAAGAUAUGAAAUUUGCGGUGAAUGUUAGCAUAGUGCCAAUGUUGAUGGGAUACGAAUAUGAUGAGAGCACCAAUUCAUUGAAUGCUAACAUGUUGAUUGCUAUGCAAUGGAUUGAUGAAAACUUGAAGUGGGACCCUAAGGACUACAACAAUCAAUCCAGUAUUGCAAUAAACUCGGAACAAAUAUGGAAUCCUGAUUUCCAGCUGUAUUCCUCAACCGCAAAAUUCGACACUAAACAAAGCUGCACCAAUCUGCGCUGCCUGGUGAAAUCGGAUGGCACAGUCAUAGCAGUGCCGUCGUGCGAUUUCAGCGCCCGCUGCGAAGCCGAUUACACCGACUGGCCCCUCGAUACCCAAAGCUGCCGGAUGCUGUUCGGAGCCUGGAUGGAACAUGCCGGCGAGGUGGACUAUCAAACCCGAUUCGCUUGUCUGGGAUCCGAACAGUCGAACAUGCACACGCAAUGGCGAGUGGUGUCGGCGAAAAACUCCAAAAAAGAGGCAACAUUCAACAACGCUACGUACCCUACGUUGAUUUACGACUAUAUUCUCGAGCGCCAUUCGGGCUUCCAUCUGGCGGGGAUGUUGACGCCCAUUCUUCUUCUAAUCGUGAUGAAUCUGUUCCUCACUUGGCUAAAAACGGACUCUAUCGAGAGGAAGCUUCUACUGGCAGUUUCCAUUAUCUGCCAUUUCUAUUUUAUGGUAUUUAUUCAAUGGGCCGUUCCAAAAAAUGGAGACACCGUUCCUGGAAUAUUACUUUUCUAUCGUAGCUCAGUGAUUAUUACGGCGAUUCUGCUAAUUCACACGCUAAUUGGAACAGCCAUAAAAGGUCUGCAAGGAUCACCACCUGCUUUAGUAACUCUAGUGGCAGGCUCUGUCAUCCAGAACAAAAUUGGCGAAUUGGUUCUAGCAAGAGACUACAUGACUGUUGAGUAUAAGAAAUCGAAAAUUGCUCAGCCCGAUGGAAAUGAACAUGCGGAAAAUCAAAAAACUUGGAAAUCUCUCAGCCGAAUUAUGGAUCGCAUUUUAUUCCUUGUGUUCCUGGCAUUGUAUGCAGUAUCGUUUAUAAUAUACAUCCCACUCAAAUACACUUCGCGCUUUGGUGCUUAUGAAUUGCACAUUCUGUCGUACAAAGAUAUAAACCAAUUCUAAUGAAUAAAUGUAAAAGUCUAUCACAAACACAUAAUUAAAAAUUAUUUCAUUGGAUACUUUAAAAAGAGGAAAUACUAAGAAAGCAGGGAAUCAAAAUUAUAAAACAUUGGUUUUAUAGCAGACGAGUUAUAUUAUAAGAGUCAAGAGCCUUGGGCAAUCAAAUUCCAACUAACUUAAAGGAAAUAAUCAUUAUGCUCAAAAAAGCAUAUAUUGGCCUACAGAUAAAAUGUUUAGAAGACAUUUAUAACGUAAAAUACAUCGGCCACCGAGUAAAACGGGUCACCUUA
Messenger RNA from Armigeres subalbatus, 1665 nucleotides. Its product is annotated as neuronal acetylcholine receptor subunit alpha-5-like. NCBI's taxonomy places the organism in Eukaryota, Metazoa, Arthropoda, Insecta, Diptera, Culicidae. The coding region runs from base 62 to 1378 and encodes 438 amino acids. Gene Ontology annotation, biological process: regulation of membrane potential; chemical synaptic transmission; nervous system process. Gene Ontology annotation, molecular function: transmembrane signaling receptor activity; transmitter-gated monoatomic ion channel activity involved in regulation of postsynaptic membrane potential; excitatory extracellular ligand-gated monoatomic ion channel activity. The record is from RefSeq and is a predicted model, not a curated record. The transcript has 8 exons. Gene Ontology annotation, cellular component: synapse; neuron projection; plasma membrane.